AUGUGGAUGCUUAAUAAAUCAAUGUAUUUGAAAAAUACGCGGCGCGGCGCGGGCGGGGGCGGGGUGGGGGUGCGGGCGGGGACGGCGUGCGGCCGCUGCGAGGACGCCGUCGCUGCCGAAUGUGUGAUUAUUGUGUGUGCUCGUGCAAGUGGACAAUGGGAUGCUUGCACCCAGGAGGAAAGGAAGCACUUGCCGUUCCAGACAGAGAGAGAGAACUGCAAAAAGGCGGUGUGUCAUGGAAUGCAUGACAUCUGGUUUAAACUUGUAGGAUAA
This is a messenger RNA of Gryllus bimaculatus (two-spotted cricket), 273 nucleotides long. The record is from the annotation of a GenBank genome assembly. Lineage: Eukaryota; Metazoa; Arthropoda; Insecta; Orthoptera; Gryllidae.